AUGGCCUCCAGCUCACUGCCUGGGAACCCCCCCAGCGGCCUCACAGACAGGAGCGGGAGCUUCUUUAAGCUGAUUGACACAUUUGCGUUGGAGAUUGGGGAGCUAAAGAGAGAGAUGGUGCAGACCUCUCCAACAGUUGACAAAGAGCCCAUGGAUUUACAAGGGCUGGAGAGUGAAGUGAGUGGUGUUUACCUGCAGUCCCUCCACUGUGGCGGGGCGGGGGGUGAAAGGGAUUCUGGAUACGACUCCUUGCGAAGGAGGAUGAGUGUGCUGGACAGGCUGACUCAAACCCACCCGGUGUGGCUGCUGCUGGCUGUCAGUGAAGAGGAGGCCAGUCGCAUACUAAUCAAACAGCCACCUGGAGUGUUCCUGGUCAGGAAAUCAGCCGCUCUGCAGAGAAAGAUUCUGUCUGUGCGUCUGAAGGAGGAUCAGUCAGGAACUCCCAUCAGUCACUUCCCUGUCAGAGAGAGCCAGUACACGUUUUCUCUUGAGGAAUCUGGGAUCAGCUUUGCGGAUCUGUUUCGCCUGGUGGCCUUCUACUGUAUCAGCAGGGAUGUCCUGCCUUUCACACUCAAAGUCCCAGAGGCCAUUGCAUCUGCUAAGACUCAGAAAGAACUGGAGGAGGUGUCUCAGCUUGGAGCAGGCUUCUGGGACUCUGCUCUGUGCAGUCAGCGUCGCACUUCCCCCCGUUCCUGUCGCCCUCUGAGCCGGACCCUCAGCCCCCAGCGAACUAACAGGAACAGGGAGGUUGAGGGGUCACAGCAGAGACUCACCGGGGCCCACUGCGACAGUGCGCCCCCUACCCUACGCUCCUGUGCUACUCCACCUUCCUUUCAUCUAGAGAGAAGACAUUCCAGCGGUCCUCUGUGCUUCGUCAACCCCCUGUUUCUCCAGACUCAUCGCCACCACCACCGCUGUGAGGACGAUCCACCGACAAAUGCUGUCAAGUCCGAUAACGACCUAGAGAAUGCGGAGAAAUCGUCCGUGAAGCCGUUAAGCAGCAGCCAAGGUAGCGAGCAGCACGUGAACAAGAUCAAACUGAACGGCAAAUCACGGGACCCUCCCCCCCGCCCUCCUCCCCCCCGCUCAAUGCCUCGCCGGCGCCCUGCACCACCACCUCCUGGACCUCCAGUAGCUACUACCAGGCCCAAGAGCAUGCCAGAGGCCGUUGCUGCUACAAGGCAACAACAGUCUUCCAGCAGGCGCCCAGCACCCGCACGACUACUAAUGGGUGGCAAGCCUAGCAGCCCGUCCAUAACUGCCAGCUCACCAAUCUCUGUGCCUUCAAACCCACCACCUCCAAGGCCUAAGAAGCCUGAUCUGGAAGCUCACCGUUGCCACAUUGCCCUGGAUGAUGAGACCAUCGCCAAGGCGCUGUCCCGUGCCAAGUUUCCACCAUGCCAGCCUCCACCUGCUGUCCCUGCUGAUGUACUACUGAAGAACAACGCUGGGAGUCCAUCCACUCCUAAGGAGAGGGGACACCAGCGGCUCAGUGACAUGAGCAUGUCUACUUCCUCCUCUGACUCACUGGAAUAUUCACAGUCUCCUGGAUUCUCCCUGGGCCUAGCCCCUAGCCCAUCUCGUCACCUUAAUCAUCAAGACCCAGUGGAGGACAGCAGUGACGACGAUGAGGAUGGGGAUGAAGACGAGGACGAAGACUAUGGGGUCAGUUUGGAGACAGACCUAGAAAUGCGCCACCGUCCGUCCUUCAAAGCGCGGAGGCGAAGGGUCGGCGUGAGCCUGAGCGGUGGCUCUUUUAUCCUCCCCAGGGCCUUGAAGGGACGCUUCCGCAAGGUGAGCGGCAUGCUCAGCUCCCUCAUGACCCCGGAGAGACGGGCAGUGAAGAGGAUCGCUGAGCUGUCCAGGGACAAAAGUUCAUAUUUUGGCUCCCUGGUCCAGGACUACAUCAGCUUUGUUCAGGAGAACCGAGGCUGUCACACCUCAGGGAUGGAUUUUCUUCAGACUCUCAGGCAGUUUAUGACACAGAUGAAGGCUUACCUCCGCCAGAGCUCCGAACUGGACCCCCCUAUAGAGUCACUCAUACCUGAGGACCAGAUCGACCAGGUGCUAGAGAAGGCCAUGCACAAGUGUGUCCUGAAGCCUCUGAAGAGUGUGAUCGAGGUGGCUUUACAUGACUUCCAGGUGAGCAGCGGAGGUUUACAGCAGCUGAGGGAGAACCUGGCCCUGGCCAAGACCAAGAGGCCCCAGGAGUUAGGGGUGGACGGAGCUGUGCCUCCUGACCCCCUGGCUAUUGAGAAGAUCCGCCACAAGUUCCUAAACAUGAGGAAGAUGUAUUCUCCUGAGAAAAAGGUGUCAUUGUUGCUGCGUGUGUGUAAACUCAUCUACACCAUUAUGCAGGAUAACUCAGGGAGGAUGUACGGUGCAGAUGACUUCCUGCCCAUGCUGACUUAUGUGUUGGCUCAGUGUGACAUGCCUCAGCUGGACACAGAUAUCCAGUACAUGAUGGAGCUGCUGGACCCAUCUCUGCUGCAAGGAGAAGGGGGCUACUACCUGACCAGCGCGUACGGAGCCAUGGCCCUCAUCAAGAACUUCCAGGAGGAGCAGGCAGCCCGGGUGCUGAGCUCUGAGGCCAGGAACACUCUGCACCAGUGGCACAGAAGGCGCACCACCCAGCGUUCAGCGCCGACUGUGGACGACUUUCAGAACUAUCUCCGUGUAGCCCUGCAGGAAGUGAACACAGGCUGCACGGCUAAGACCCUGAUCGUCCAACCUUACACAACCACAGAGGAGGUCUGCUCGCUCUGUGCUUACAAGUUCAAGAUCCCGGACCCUGACACCUACGCACUGUUUCUGGUCAUUGAGGAAACCAGCCAGCAGCUGGCCCCGGACACGCACCCUCAGCGGAUCAAAGCGGAGCUCCACAGUCGGCCCUGUGCACACAUCUUCCACUUUGUCUACAGGAGGGUACCUAACCUUAACCUCUGUAUCCCUGCCAUCAUGCACAAUGGAAACAGCCUUCAAGUUGAAUAGAGCGGGAGAAUGAUCCUAAACAAUAGUAUUCUGGUGGUGCUUGUAGAUGUUUGUUUAGUAGAUGGAUUUGAGGACUGAAUGGAAACCAAGCUGUAUAUAUUGAUGCAGAUAUAAAAUGUCUUUGAUCAAAUGUGAUGUCAAACAAAGGAGGUGAUUUAUAUUUAUGAGGAACCACCAAAGGGUAGGAUGGACUCUGGAAAGUGCUGGUGUUUCACUCAAACGCCUCAAGACUGUGGCUCAGAUUUGGGUCAAAAGGCUAAGUAUGAUAAGUUGGUAAGCUGAGCGGAAAUUGUCACAUCGUGUAUAGAGGCUGGUUUGCAGGAUUUUCAGUAUGUAAAGUAUUAGAGUAUGGAGGUGGAAAGUUAUUCAGAUUGUUGGACAUACAGUAUGUGCCAUCCCUAAAGCGACGGUCAUACAGUUUAAUACUGCAUUUUAUGUAACUAAUGUUCGCCUUAACUGCUGUUAUCCAAGGUGCCUUCAAAAGGAAUGGAACAUACUGUACGCUACUGAAGGCUUUCAGCUUUCAACGCUUUGACCCAGAUAAAUAAAUCAUGCAAAAAAAAAGAUUUAUUAAGUAAAAUUAACUAUUUUUAAAGUUAUGAUUGUUUUUUGUAUGGCUCUUAUGUUUAUUGUUUGCAAUUGCUGGUCAAUUGUAGCUUGUAUGCUUUUGUAGAAAUAUUUUUAUAUUCAAAUGUUUCAUUUUUCAUCACUAAAGAUUUGUAUUCUGAUUUCAUAUUUCUGUACUGGACUCAAUAGUGGACUUGGAUUUAUGCCAGUUAUUUCUCAAAAGUCAAUUUCAAACAACACUGUUUUUAUCAUUUGUGAUGGAAAGUUCAAAGCUGACUGUGGAAAUAUAUAAAAUCCUCUCCAAACGAAGCUACUUGCUGACUCAAACUAAAUGCUAUUUUUCAGGGAGCAGGGUUUACUGGCUCUUGUCAUUCACAUACAACGGCCUGUAAAAUGCACCACAAGUCACAGACAUUUUAUUCCACAAACGCAUACAAUAGAAAUUAAACAAAUUUAGAAUGAUUUGCAGAACCUUCUACAGGAGUCUAAACAUAAGGCAGGGCAAUAUUUUGUAGAGCAUUUUUGUGGUUUGAUGUAUAAAGUCAAAUGAACUAUU
Molecule: messenger RNA, 4114 nt
Organism: Cottoperca gobio
Lineage: Eukaryota; Metazoa; Chordata; Actinopteri; Perciformes; Bovichtidae
Product: ras and Rab interactor 2-like
Exons: 12
Coding region: 1-2991 (996 amino acids)
Biological process (GO): vesicle-mediated transport; signal transduction
Cellular component (GO): endocytic vesicle; cytosol
Molecular function (GO): small GTPase binding; guanyl-nucleotide exchange factor activity
Source: RefSeq, a predicted model, not a curated record